Messenger RNA from Trypanosoma rangeli, 1371 nucleotides. Its product is annotated as eukaryotic translation initiation factor. Gene Ontology annotation, biological process: translational initiation. The coding region runs from base 1 to 1371 and encodes 456 amino acids. Gene Ontology annotation, molecular function: translation initiation factor activity; RNA 7-methylguanosine cap binding. Gene Ontology annotation, cellular component: eukaryotic translation initiation factor 4F complex. The record is from RefSeq and is a predicted model, not a curated record. Lineage: Eukaryota; Euglenozoa; Kinetoplastea; Trypanosomatida; Trypanosomatidae. The transcript has a single exon.
AUGGAUCCCAUAACUAUGCAGAUGAUGGGCAGAAAUGUUCCAACGCCGCAUCAGCAGCAAUGUCCGGCGCUGGCGCCAGCGCCGGUACCGGCACCGGCUCCCACUACAUCCACAACGAGACUGCGGGCAUCCGCGCCUGCCUUUGUUCCCAAGUCCUCUACAAUUCCCGCAGCGUCACUGCCACCUACAUCUAUUCUGCAACCUCCAGUGGCAGUUCCGCCGCCGGUUCUCGCUCCGCAGAAGACGCAGCAGUACGUGGACCCAAAUGCAGCGGUGGGGAGUGACUCACGGCAGUCGCCGGGCUCAAAGGCGCUCUCGCUGAGUGCGGCUCCGUACACGCCAACAAACCCGAAAGUGGCGGCAAGGUUCCCUUCCUCUCAGCCAUCGCCGGGAGCCCCGAAUCCAGACUUGAAGGAGACGGUGCAGACGCCGGUUCCAGAGGCGAUGCAGACACCGACCCCAAAUACGGCGCAUGUGGAGCCUCAGCAGGAAGAACAACGAGCUCAAGAGGAGCAAGAAGUGAAAAAAGACCAGUCGCCUCAGGCACAAAAGGUGCAGACGCUAGGAAUUGCCAAUCGAUUGGACCCCACUGUGCAAGAGGGUUCACUUGGUUCCGUCUCCGUGACGGAUGAAAAUAGUAGCAUUCCUUUUCAGCAAACUGGCGCUUUAGGCGAGGCAGUGGAGAAUGACUUUAGCGGCUCAGGCCUCCCCAGCGUUUUUGAGGUAAGCGUUCUCGCCAAGCCCCCUCCUGUGGAACUGGUACGGUUUAACACCGUCUGGGCACUAUACGCUGACGAUCACCCAACCCCGUUUGGGGCUCCACUAGCUUACGAUCCCGUCCUUGUCCAUUUGGUUGGGGACGUUGAGUGUUUCUGGCGCCUUUGGCGAUACCUACCACCCCCGUCGGCGUUGGUACCCCCCUUCACAUAUCACUGGUUUCGUCGGGACAUUAAGCCCAACUGGGAGCACGCCCGCAACAAGAACGGGGGCACCAUCACCAUCGUCAUCUUUGACCGCGACAAGCCAGGACACAACAGCAAACAGACGAUGGAUGACGCCUUUAUGACGAUGCUUAUGGCCUGCUGCGGGGAGACACUCGCGGAGAGCACAACGAACCUCAACGGCGUCAUGCUCAAGGUGCGACAGAACAAGCCCACAACGGUGCAGAUAUGGACGGCGAACUCUGACCAGCGGAAGCUUAAGGCUAUGGCCGUCAGCCUCAGAAGCCUGCUAGAAAAAGUCAUCGGCGCAAAGCCGAUGCAGAAGCUGGAGUAUUUUUCCCACCAGCAGACGCAGGUGGGCGCGGCGGGUGCGACGGCGGGGCGAAUGCGGGGGAAACCUACAAGAAUAACACCGGACUUCACAUUGUAA